Molecule: messenger RNA, 1155 nt
Organism: Apodemus sylvaticus (European woodmouse)
Lineage: Eukaryota; Metazoa; Chordata; Mammalia; Rodentia; Muridae
Gene: Fam32a
Product: family with sequence similarity 32 member A
Exons: 4
Coding region: 58-396 (112 amino acids)
Cellular component (GO): nucleolus
Source: RefSeq, a predicted model, not a curated record
GUGCUGUCUGCAAACAGGAAGUGCGGCGCAGUUCCCGGAGCGCGGCUUGGGAGCGCGAUGGAGGCCUACGAGCAGGUGCAGAAGGGCCCCCUGAAGCUGAAAGGCGUGGCGGAGCUCGGCGUGACGAAGCGGAAGAAGAAGAAGAAAGACAAAGACAAGGCCAAGAUGCUGGAGGCCAUGGGGACGAGCAAGAAGAGCGAGGAGGAGAAGAGGCGCUGCCUGGACAAGCGCACGCCGGCGCAGGCGGCCUUCGAAAAGAUGCAGGAGAAGCGGCAAAUGGAAAGAAUCCUGAAGAAGGCGUCGAAAACCCACAAACAGAGAGUGGAGGACUUCAACAGACACCUGGACACACUCACCGAGCACUAUGACAUUCCCAAAGUCAGCUGGACCAAAUAACCUGCCCCUGGUGCAGAAGGAGAAGGCCAGGCUGGCUGUGUUUUGUCCCUCUGUGGUUUCCAGAAUGUUUUACACCUGGCUGGUGCGUCUGCUGAGGCCAGGCUUUCUGAAACUUGAUUAAAGACAGGCUGUCCCUUCACUGGGGUUUGGUUUUGGGGUACUUCCCUUUCCUGUUUGGAGAGCAACAUGUGGAUUGACAUGCUGAGGUCAUUUCUGGGUGAAGGCCAUGGAAGGAUGGUCGCCUUCCCACCCCCACUACGGCAUCUGUCUUCACUUACACCACAAUGCCAGGACAGGAAGCUCCUGCCUGUGGACCGCCAUAGAAGUUCCCAUUGUGUGGCUGUAUUUGGGGCCACCUGGACAGCAGAUUGCAUCUGCAACACCACCUGAAGCAAGGGCGGGGCACAGGACACAGGUCUCCAGCAUGUAGCCCAUCCCACAGUCCACCCAGUGGGCUGCUGUGGCCAAUGCUCUAAGCUCAGUUCUUGGUGAUGACACCUGGGUUUCUAAGCAUAGUGGCAUGAGGUAUGAACCCAGUUGGCAUUCUUGGUCUAAGGACACCAAAUGCCAGGCGUGAAAGUGCCAGCAGCCAUGCUUUAGUGGUGCAGAUACUGCAGAGCUGUGGCAUCGGAGGGUCUAGGUGGACCACUUGAAGAGUUUCUGCACACUGUUGAGAGAUGCAGUCUCUGUUGCCAUGGAUACUGAAAGAAUGACAAAUUGGUAGAGCUGACAUGUACGGAAUAAAGUGAAUACCAGUCA